Metschnikowia bicuspidata var. bicuspidata NRRL YB-4993 is the source of this 917-nucleotide messenger RNA. RefSeq names its product gluconokinase. NCBI's taxonomy places the organism in Eukaryota, Fungi, Ascomycota, Pichiomycetes, Serinales, Metschnikowiaceae. The transcript has a single exon. Gene Ontology annotation, molecular function: gluconokinase activity. The coding region runs from base 153 to 692 and encodes 179 amino acids. Gene Ontology annotation, cellular component: cytoplasm. The record is from RefSeq and is a predicted model, not a curated record.
AACCCUGAUCCAAGAACGUUCUCUUUCUUUCGUCAUCCUAGAAGUUGAUAAUUGAUUAUUUCCAGCUUCAGUGAGUUUUCAAGAAUAAAGACACCGAUUUUGAACGGUGGCAUCUUGCGAGCUAAAUCGGGGUACAACACAAAUUAGCUGUGAUGCCUACUGUCAUCAUCGUUGGGGGUCCUUCCGGUACUGGAAAAACCACCACAGCUGCGUUACUCGCAUCGCAUUUCGAUUGCCCGUACAUAGAGGGCGACGAGCUACAUCCUGAAGAAAACGUGGCGAAAAUGGCUAGAGGGGAGCCUCUCACAGAUGAUGAUAGAUGGGGUUGGUUGAAGAAGAUCAGUCGCGCCAGUGUGGGAAAAGCCGCAGAUCCAGCCAACAAGAGCGGAAUUUGCGUUGCUUCGUGCUCAAUGCUUAAGCGCGCUUACAGAGACUAUCUUCUAGCUAACGGAAAUGGUGCGGACUUCCGUUUUGUAUUUUUACAUGCCUCUUUCGAAAGCAUCAUCAAGCGAGUGGCCGCAAGACAAAACCACUUUCUCAAGCUGAACAUGGUCAAGUCGCAGUUUGAUAUCAUGGAUGUGCCAAAGUCAGAGGAAUUGAUCAGAAACGGUGGUAAGGCAAUUGCCGUGGACUGCGAGACCGGCACGCCCCAGCAGUUGGCAGAGCUAAUCGUGCAUCAAUUGGAUGUAUAAAGCCAUGCCGUCUGUCCAUAUUUCUCUUUGCGAAGAUUCUUCUAAUUGCAUGGUAGCCUUCCAAUGAAAAAAUCCCAAGCCCACAGUACGUACUUUUUUUGUAAAUCAUUGAUGUAUUUGUUUGAGUUACACUCUCUAAACUGGGACAGAGCUUAUUGGUGCGGGGGGCAGACGAGCCUAUCGUGUGUGCGAAACAGUGCCCUUCGUGAUGCCUCAUUGCCCGCC